GACACAUAACCUAAAAAAAAUGAAAAAACGCGUUUGACAUUAAUAUAACCUAAAAAAGUUUUAAAAUAUGGGUAGAAAAAUACCAGGAAGAAAGCACCACGGUGUAAGAGACCCAGAAAAGCAGCAACAACAAAGAAACGAGCUUCUUAAAAACAAAAUAAAUGCACCCCCAACGAACUCGGAGGAUCAACAAAUCCCAAAAAGUUUAUCUCGAAUAAUUGCCUUAAAAGAUAAAGUAAAAAGUGGUACAAUUAGUUUAAAGCGAAUUCGGAAACGAAGUAAAGGUUUAAAACCAAUAACGAGUCAUCCACACGGUGUGAAGCCUCCGAGAGAAGGUGAAAAACCAGAACCUGUUUUUCAACAGGAUAAGAAUGAAAGUGAUGAAAGAUUUAUGCACCGUGUAAAUCGCGUUUGUCACAAUAUCAUUUUGGAGUCGAAAUUUGAGGAUAAAUAUGGGGUUGACAUAAAACGAAACACCUUAACCGGGGAAGUUGAAGUUGUUAAGCGAAAAAAAGAUGAAAUUGAGGAGUAUCAUAAAAAAGUUAAAAAAGAAACGAAUAAUAAUAAUAAAGGGAAGAAAAAAAAGAAAAAAAAUGAUAUUAUUAAAUUAAGUAAAUCGCAAAAACGUGCGGUUAAGAUUAAAGCUAAAAAAGAAAAGAAAGAAAAUAUUAAUUAUGAUGAGUUUAAAAGUUUUGAGGAUAAGGUGAAGUUUGGGGAGGUUGUGCAUGGUCCUCCUAGUUUGGUUUUACCAAGGAAAGGAGGGAAUACUGAAGAAACACACCGACCUGGAAUGAAGAAUUUAUUACUUAAAGAAAAUUUAAAAUUAAGUGUGGAUCGGAAAGGUAAACGUAAAGAUCUCCCCACCGCAACGAGAAGGCAAUUAGAUUUACAACAAAAAGAGGUUAUUGAAGCUUAUAAAUUGUUAAAAUCGAAAAGGCGUGUCAAAUAAAACGAUUAAGUAUGA
This is a messenger RNA of Onthophagus taurus, 964 nucleotides long. Its product is annotated as coiled-coil domain-containing protein 137. NCBI's taxonomy places the organism in Eukaryota, Metazoa, Arthropoda, Insecta, Coleoptera, Scarabaeidae. The record is from RefSeq and is a predicted model, not a curated record. Gene Ontology annotation, cellular component: nucleus.